CAACCCACCCAUCCAACCCCCUCUCUGGCGGGUAACUGUAUAACUGUUGCUUGACGCCACAGCUCCGCCCCACAGCCUUACGUUUUCUCCCAUGCGAUUUACCCACCGUUCUCUCGAUCUUCCUCAGAUUCUUCUCCGUUUCACUGUCACAGAGGUAACCGGAGCUUGGAAAUGGGGAUAGAAGGGAGUUUCGGCGGAAGUGGUGACGAGGCGGUGGAAUCUACGCCGCGUGCUUCGAGUGCUGCGUGUUCAUCCACCGUCGAUGAGACGAUGUUGCUUCUGCGAUCGGACGAUCUGGAUUCGAGGUUGCAGGCGGCGAAGAAUAUCCGGCGUCUGACGAAGACUUCGCAGAGGUACCGGCGUCAUUUCUGCGGUGCGGUCGAGCCGCUGGCGGAAAUGCUCCUCUGCGACUCCGCGGAGGCAAACGAAGCCGCGCUUGCCGCGCUGCUUAACCUCGCGGUUAAAGAUGAAACGAACAAGAUAAACAUAAUCCAAACAGGUGCGUUGAAGCCGAUCAUUCGUUUCCUUCAGUCAGAUAAUUCAACCUUGCAAGAGCAUGCAGCUGCAGCUUUGAUCACUCUGUCUGCAUCCCCAACCAACAAGCCAAUUAUCAGUGCUUCCGGCGCAAUCCCUCACCUUGUCGAUAUCCUAAGCCAGGGAGGAUCCCAAGCUAAAUUCGACUCCGUAAUGGCUCUAUACAACUUAUCGACUCAUCCAGACAACGUCAGCCUAAUCCUUCAAUCCAAGCCCAUCCCCCCCUUAAUCAGUCUACUCAAAUCCUGCAAGAAAUCCUCCAAAACAGUCGAGAAAUGCACUGCCCUGAUUGAAUCCCUGGUCAGCUUCGACGAAGGGAGAAUGGUUCUGACAUCCGAACAAGGCGGGAUUCUGGCCGUGGUAGAAGCACUGGAGGGCGGAUCACUUCAAAGCCGCGAACAUGCUGUGGGAGCACUGCUGACAAUGUGCCGAAGCGACCGGUCCAAAUACAGAGAGCCGAUCCUUAAAGAGGGCGUCAUCCCGGGGCUCCUGGAGCUGACGGUUCUGGGAACAGCCAAGUGCCAGUCGAAUGCGCAGACGUUGCUGCGGCUGCUGAGGGACAGCCCUUGUCCAAGAUCGGAUCUGCAGGCGGACACUCUGGAGAACAUUGUGUGCAACAUCAUAUCGCGGAUCGAUGGUGACGAGCAGAACGCGAAGCAGAUGCUUUCGGAUAUGGUGCGAGUCAGCAUGGAACAGAGCUUGAGACACCUGCAGCAAAGAGCCCUGGUUUGCACCCCCACCCCCACCCCUACCUCCACCCCCACCGGGUCUGAAGUUCCAUCCAAGUAAAAUCUCUAUCUCUGUCUCUCUUUCUCUGUCCAUAUGGUUCGAUUGAAUCAACACCGAUAUAUUGUUCAUAUAUAUAUAUAUGAAAU
Andrographis paniculata is the source of this 1409-nucleotide messenger RNA. RefSeq names its product U-box domain-containing protein 3. The transcript is spliced from 2 exons. The coding region runs from base 172 to 1323 and encodes 383 amino acids. Gene Ontology annotation, molecular function: protein binding. Gene Ontology annotation, cellular component: cytoplasm; nucleus. Lineage: Eukaryota; Viridiplantae; Streptophyta; Magnoliopsida; Lamiales; Acanthaceae. The record is from RefSeq and is a predicted model, not a curated record.